Argiope bruennichi is the source of this 640-nucleotide messenger RNA. Its product is annotated as death-associated protein 1-like. The transcript is spliced from 4 exons. The coding region runs from base 116 to 439 and encodes 107 amino acids. Gene Ontology annotation, biological process: cellular response to amino acid starvation; negative regulation of autophagy; apoptotic signaling pathway. Gene Ontology annotation, molecular function: death domain binding. Lineage: Eukaryota; Metazoa; Arthropoda; Arachnida; Araneae; Araneidae. The record is from RefSeq and is a predicted model, not a curated record.
AACCGCUAUUAAAAUUUGUGUGUAUUGUGCAAAGGUGACAGAUGUGCGUAUAGUUUAUACGUGGCAUGGUAUUUGAAGAUUAAAUUUUGCAAUUAAACAACGUUUUAUUUGAAAAAUGUCUUCUCCCGAUUCUAGCAGUGAAUUAAAAGCAGGACAUCCUCCUGCAGUGAAAGCUGGUGGCAUGAGAAUUACUCAGCACAAAGUUCCAUCUCAUGAUAAACCUCCAGAGGUGAAAAAGACUGAAGGUGAAGAAGAAGAGGAGGAAGUGGAAGUAACACCUAGCCCUCCCAAGCAGCAGCUGAUUAUUUCAGGUGUACCAGCACGGGGAGAUGCUGAUUUUCCUACAGAAGCAGUCCAAGCAUUCCAUAACAAGCCUCUUCCUUCCCAUGACUACAGGCAAGUUACCAAGCCAAAUAUUAUCCAUCAGCCAAGGAAGUAGUUUGGGGAUUGUUUUAUUGUUUUGACCAGUGACUUCACAAGUGAAGAGGUCCUUAAAUACUUCAAUUGGUUAUUAUUAUUAUUAUUAUAUUGGGAACAUUUUUGUUGUAUUUUUUUAUGAACGACAAUGAAAAAGAUAAAUUUGCUGUUAAUACAUUGAUUACUAAAUAAAAUAAAUUUUUCAAUAAAAUUUUGAAUUCUU